UGCAAUGACUUCAAUUUCACCUAUUGCUUCUUGUUUUCUCUUUCUCAUUCUUUCUCUCUUCUCUUUUUCUUUUCUUCCUCAUUCUGAAUGUAAUCAUAACCACCACCCUCCCUCUGCUACUCACAAAAAAGAGAUGGAAGGAAUAGAACACAGAACAGUUGAAGUGAAUGGCAUCAAAAUGCAUAUCGCCGAGAAAGGCAAAGAAGGACCUGUUGUUUUGUUCCUUCACGGCUUCCCUGAAUUAUGGUACACUUGGCGCCACCAGAUUGCAGCUCUCGGCUCCCUCGGUUACCGUGCUGUGGCUCCCGAUCUCCGCGGCUACGGCGACACUGAAGCUCCAGCUUCAGUAAGCAACUACACAGGUUUUCAUAUAGUAGGUGACCUUGUUGCUCUCAUCGACUUACUCGGAGUGGAACAAGUAUUCCUUGUUGCUCAUGAUUGGGGUGCUAUCAUUGGUUGGUACCUUUCCAUGUUUCGCCCUGAAAAAAUCAAAGCCUAUGUGUGUCUCAGUGUUCCCCUCCUCCAUAGAGACCCCAAAAUCCGGACCGUAGAUGGCAUGCGUGCUUUUUACGGUGACGAUUAUUAUAUCUGCAGAUUUCAGGAACCGGGCAAAAUAGAAGCUGAGAUAGCUGAAGUUGGCACUGCAUAUGUGCUGAAAGAUAUCCUCACAGCUCGGAAACCUGGUCCUCCAAUCCUUCCAAAGGGGGAGUAUGGAACCGGAUUCGACCCGAAUACCCCGGACACUUUACCAUCUUGGCUCACAGAAGAUGAUCUUGCUUAUUAUGUCUCCAAGUUUGAGAAAACUGGCUUCACCGGAGGAUUGAACUAUUAUAGAAAUUUGAACCUAAAUUGGGAGCUGAUGGCACCAUGGAAUGGAGUGAAAAUCCAAGUGCCUGUGAAAUUCAUUACUGGUGAGUUAGACUCCGUAUACACCUCGCUUAACCUAUCGGAGUAUAUAUUUGGUGGAGGAUUCAAGGAAGAUGUGCCCAAUUUGGAGGAAGUGAUUGUGCAAAAAGGUGUGGCUCACUUUAAUAAUGAAGAAGCAGCUGAGGAAAUCAAUAAACACAUCUAUGAUUUUAUCAAGAAGUUUUGAGAUGCUAUGCAAAUGAAAUAAUCAUAUUUAGUGAUAAAACUUAAAUUAAAUAAUAACGAGAAAUAGUUAUAAAUAAGAAGUUUCUCCUUUUCUUACUAGUUU
Vicia villosa (hairy vetch) is the source of this 1195-nucleotide messenger RNA. RefSeq lists its product as uncharacterized. The record is from RefSeq and is a predicted model, not a curated record. The transcript has 3 exons. The coding region runs from base 5 to 1093 and encodes 362 amino acids. Lineage: Eukaryota; Viridiplantae; Streptophyta; Magnoliopsida; Fabales; Fabaceae. Gene Ontology annotation, molecular function: hydrolase activity.